This is a messenger RNA of Saccharomyces mikatae IFO 1815, 474 nucleotides long. RefSeq names its product mediator complex subunit NUT2 (gene NUT2). Gene Ontology annotation, cellular component: mediator complex; chromatin. The transcript has a single exon. Gene Ontology annotation, biological process: positive regulation of transcription by RNA polymerase II. Bases 1 to 474 code for a protein of 157 amino acids. NCBI's taxonomy places the organism in Eukaryota, Fungi, Ascomycota, Saccharomycetes, Saccharomycetales, Saccharomycetaceae. Gene Ontology annotation, molecular function: transcription coregulator activity. The record is from RefSeq and is a predicted model, not a curated record.
AUGAACAACAACGGGAAUAGCAACGAGCAACUGCAACAAGAAUUGGCCACCACCCAAGAGCAAGUGGCUUCCAUUAUCGAGUCCUUUGUUGAAUUGGGUGUCUCCAUAUAUGAUUUUCCUGGUACUCCGGAAGCUACCAAGGGAAUGAUCACCAACUUGCAAAGAAACGUGGACCGGCUGUACAAGCUAAAUGUGAGAAGUAACGAUCCCAAAUCUAGCUUGUCCAAGGUAGAUAUUCCCUUAGAAGUUGUUCAGUACAUUGAGGAUGGUAGAAAUCCUGAUAUUUACACAAGAGAGUUUGUCGAAGCUAUAAGGAGAUCAAACCAAUACCAGAGGGGCAAGAUGCUUGGAUUGAAGCAGUUAAGAGAUUCGCUUGCUGAUAAGAUUGUGGACGAAUUUCCAGAGUUAAAAGAACCAGUUGAAGAUAUCAUUAAUAGGACAUCUCCUACUGGCGAUUUUUAUAAAACUAAUUGA